Molecule: messenger RNA, 1719 nt
Organism: Paramecium pentaurelia
Lineage: Eukaryota; Ciliophora; Oligohymenophorea; Peniculida; Parameciidae
Source: the annotation of a GenBank genome assembly
AUGUACAGAUUUAAACUCUGUCUAAGUUAUUCACGUUUAGAUUAAUCUCUUUCAGCUUUUUUGAAAAAGUACAAAACAAAUUAAAAGAAUGUGAUUCAAGUAGACAAUAAAUUAUUGGAAUUUGAUAAAAGCACUUAAAGAUAACCAAAACCAAUCUAACCAUAAUUAACAAUCCCUUAAGAUGAUCAAUUAAAAUAGAAAUAUCUUUUACAAAGAGUGAAAGUAAUUGAUCUCAAUGAGAAGGACAAUUACAGUCAUUUCAAUAGAGCAUAAUAAUUGGCAUUAGAUAAAUAAGUAAAGUAAUUGGGAGAAGAUUAUAAAGUGGAAGCAGAAGUAUUAUAAUUACAAAGCAAAGGAGAAUUGUGUAAUCAUUCUAAUUAAUAUUAAAAGUGAUUGAUGACACAAAAUUACCAAAAUAAUUCUUGGCUACUCUCGAUUAGGAAAGAAAAAAAGGUAAGAGAAUGUUGAGAAGAUUCUUUGUGAAUGGAGAACAUCGUUAUAUGAAGGAAAAUAUAUAUAAAUUUAGAAAUGUGGCUGAGUGGAAGAAAUACAUGAGAUUUAAGAAGCCAAUGUUAAUUGAUUUAAAAAUGGAAUAAUUUAAGAGAUAUCCAGGUACAGAUUAAGGCAAAUAUCCUAUUUAAGAUAAACCAGGAUUUACAAGUAAAAUUUAAUAUCAAAUUUAUAGAGUGGUUUAGAGAAAAUCAUACUUAAAAAACAGUCAGAGCAAUUGAAUAUUUAGUCAGAAAAGGUUAUGGUAAAUUACCUGAAGCAUUUACUAAUAAAAGGGGUCAUAAAUCAAAGUCAAAAAGAGUUUUAGCUAAAAUUGAAUUAGAAGAGAGAUUAGAAAGAUUAAAGUAAGAAGUACAUGAAGAGUCAAAUUGGGAAACUGUAGCACCAGGACCAGCACUUUUUGUUUAAGAAACAAUGAUGGAAUAAUUAUUAAAAAGGAAUCCAAUAAAAGAUUUAGGUUUAAAUACUCAUAUCAAAAUUCAAACUCAUAUACCUGAAGGAGAAGUUCAACCAUUACCUGAAAAGUUUCCAUUAGAAAAGACUGAAUUAAUUUAUUAUUUGGAAAGAUGGUCAUUCUUCAGAUCAUUUGGAGCAUAUGAAUUAUUAAAAGAUUGUGUAACAGGUAAACUAUAACAACAGGAUAGUGUACCUGUUAAAUCAGGAUCCUUAAAUACAUAUUAUUAAACAUUACCUAAACAUAUUAGAGAAAAUCCAAAUGUUAAAAAUGUAUAUAGAGGAUUGGAAUUUGCUAAUAAUUAGAUGACUUUGGCUGAAAAAGAAAACUCUUUGAAUUAUGCUGCAAGAUUAUCUUGUUAAUUUGAUGAAUUAAAUCAAGAAGUUUAUGAUUAAGGAUCAUCUGGAUAUAGACCUAUGGUUUCAAGAUUCGAUGAAGAAAGAUUAAUGCAAGAUUAAGAAAAUGAACAUGUUGAUACUGCUAUUGUAUUUUCAAUUGUUAAUCAUUUUUUUAGAAUCCUGAUGUUGUUUUCAAGUAUUUAGAACAAAGAGCACACACUCCAAGACAUGUUGCUAAAGAUGAUGUUCCUCUACCUGAUUGGGCUGUAGAUAAAUCAGAGAGAGUAGAUGAUAUACCAGUUGAUUACUAUAUCAAUGAUGAUGGAUUCUGGGAUGAUUACAUUAAAGCUAAAGAAGAAAAACACCUAAAAGAUAGUCCAAUAAAUGGAGGAAAGAAAUAUUUUAGACAUAUUUGAA